AUGACUACAAAAAAACAUAUCAAUUCAAUGAUUGAUUAUACGUCAUAUAAAUAUUUGGAUCUACAAAAAAAAUGGAUUAUUUGUGAAGGACAUUUACAUUAUUAUUAUCAUCAAAUUAAAUUGCUUAAUAUUUCACAGUUUGCAAUGUAUUAUGUUGUUUUAGCAAAAAUUCCAAUUGAAGAUGAUAAACAAUUUUUUGUUAUGUAUUUAUAUCAAAAUCAAAAACACAAACCAUCAAAAAUUUUUCAAUUAGAUGCAUAUGAAAGAUUAUCUGGUCAAUGUUCAAAAACAAUAAAAUCCAAAUAUGCUUUAUUUGAAUUAAUUGGAAAAGAUAAAAGUGAUAGUAAAAUUUUUGGUGUCAGUAAUAUCCAUGAACGAGAUAAAUGGAUUAAACAUAUUCGUCAAAUAUUAAAUCGAACAAAUCAAAAUUAUAUUUCAAACGAUUUACAUAUUAUUCAUCCAGAUCUGAGACAAAAUUGGAAAGAAGAUUUACAUAAAAUAGAUCAUAUUAAUAGUGAUGUAACUUCUGUUUAUGAACCAUUUGCAUCGAAACGACGUCCAACUUUAUCUAAAUCAAGAAGUACAUCUAUUUUACAUCAUCGUCCUCCACCUCCAAUACCAAACGAAAGAUAUAUAAAUUCAAAUGAAAAUAAUCAAAGAGAAAUACAACAAUAUCAUCAUUCUCAUAGUUCUCAAACAACGGAUAAUAUUUAUCUCUCAGUAACAAAAAUUCCACAAUGUCUUAUUAACGAACAUAAUAAAAGAAAUAUAAAGUCUCAAUCAAAUUUUGACAUAAAAACAAAAGAAGAUUUUUCAACAUCAUUAGAUAAUCAAUCAUUUACAUGGGAUGAUAUCUUUUAUGCUAACGAAUUUAAUGAUCAUGCACAUAUUCUGAAUAAAAUUUCUCAAAUUGGAGCUUUUCUUGUUCGACCUCAUUCUCUGAAAACUAAUUCAAAUUAUCAUGAUUAUACAUUAAAUAUUUAUGCAUAUGGAGAAAUAAUAAAAUAUAAAAUCUUAGUUUUAGAGAAUGAUAAAUAUAGUUUAGUAGGCAAUAAUAGUCAACCAUGUUUUUUUACUAUUCCUGAUCUUUGUCAAUAUUAUACAAAUCAUCAAUUACCACGUUCAACUUUACGAAUUGAUUCAACACAAAAUACUGUUGAAAAUAUUUAUCUCAAAUGGCCAUAUACUUAUUAUGAAUAUAAUCAAAGAAAUAAAUUUUAA
Rotaria sp. Silwood1 is the source of this 1221-nucleotide messenger RNA. NCBI's taxonomy places the organism in Eukaryota, Metazoa, Rotifera, Eurotatoria, Philodinida, Philodinidae. The record is from the annotation of a GenBank genome assembly.